AUGAGACUCAUCAACGUGAGGACUCUCGAGUUUGAGGAGUUCGUUGGGAGAGACAAGCCGCCGUACGCGAUCUUGUCCCACACCUGGGAGGACAGGGAAGUCUCAUUCUCACAGUACAGAGACUGGCGACGGAAUCACUGCAGGCUUGUGGAAGAAAUUCAACAUGAAGACCUCGGACGAGAAGCGCAGCAUGAGUGGCAGAUCGUAGUUCUCUCGGACCUUGCCAUCGACUGGGACGAACUGAUAAGGGACAACGCCGAACAUGGACCAGGCCUCACAAAGAUACUUAAUUGCGCCAAGGAGGCUACCAAGGAUGGCUGCGGCUACAUCUGGGUUGACACUUGCUGCAUCGACAAGUCAAGCAGUGCAGAGCUGCAGGAGGCCAUCAAUUCAAUGUUCCGCUGGUACGAAGAAGCCUACACGUGCUAUGCCUACUUAUCGGAUGUUACCUCAUCCGACAUCCAAGCUGAUGGGUCGUCAUUCACCAAGUCUCGUUGGUUCAAGAGGGGUUGGACUUUACAGGAGCUAUUGGCUCCCUCUGAGGUCUAUUUUUAUAACAAGAACUGGACGUCGAUCGAAUCGAGAAGUAAACUCUCGCUCAAGAUCGAAGACAUCACUGGCAUCAAAUCUGUGUAUCUCAGAUUAGGCAACACUGGGCUGACAAGAUCCAAGGUGAUCAAGCGGGCAAGUGUGGCACAAAGGAUGUCUUGGGCGGCUGGACGAGAGACAACUCGAGAAGAGGACAUUGCCUAUUGUCUUCUGGGCUUGUUUGGUAUACACAUGCCCAUGCUCUAUGGCGAAGGAGACCGGGCGUUUCGGCGCCUCCAGGAGGAGAUUAUGCGAAACUCACGAGAUUCUUCUUUGUUUGCCUGGGGCUACUCAGGACAAUUGAUUCCUACAGAUGUCAAUUGUGACGGGAUACUGGCCCGAUCUCCGAAGCAAUUCAAAGGCUGUGCAACGGUGCGUACCGAUCUCUACGCCAAGGACGCAAGGAACGAAUCGUCUAUGUCCCAGGGCCUGCUACGUCUGAGAGCACCUAUAGUGGAGGACCCUAUCCACAAAAAUCUAGUAUAUGCAGUGCUUUCCUGUCGUGUCACUGUUACACGCGAGACUGCCCCAAAGGGAAACGCGGGUGAUAGCUCGAGCGAUGAGUCUGUUGAUCGUUAUACUACAAAAUCGAUCGACUAUGAACAUUUGGUUCUCCCCCUCAUAUCAACACGAGACUACCCUAGUGACGAAGAGGAAGAUGGGGAUGAGCUGGAACAUAACAUGUACCUCCGUGCUGAAUGGUUGUUCCCAAUAGUCUAUCCCGGUAUUUUGGACGCCAAAUAUACCACGAGGAGCAUCCUGAUUACAGGGGAUCGUGACGUAUUGCCAGAGUUGCAGCACACUUUCAUAUGUAAUGACCAGGAGUACCUUUCAGAAUGGAAGCUGAGAGGAAUGUAUCCCCCACAACUUGAUACACAGACCAUUCACCAGUUCGAUGACAUCGAAAUGGGAAGCAGCGACACUGAAGACCAGAUAUGUCGAGAUCAUCUGCGUCUACGUUGGUACGAACGGGGAAAGGGCGAAUAUUUACUCCUUCUGAUUGACCUGAAAACCGCCCUGAGUCGCCAGUUCGUUAUCGACGAAAGGAUACCACAGGAGGACUCGUGGUGCACCAUCUUCAGGCUGGAGAAGCCUAUGAACCUCCGACGCGCCCAGAGGCUAGUCUUGAAGUAUGGCUUCCUAAACCUAAAACCGGGCAUACUCAAGGACGAAGCAGGUCUGAUCAUCAGGCAUGAACGGCUUUUAGAGGUAACAGGGACAAGUGACGACAAAAUGUAUGAAAACUUGAAAUUCGCCAAGGAGUAUUUAGCGACGUCUCGGGAUGUUGGUUGGUAG
This is a messenger RNA of Neoarthrinium moseri, 1884 nucleotides long. RefSeq lists its product as uncharacterized. Lineage: Eukaryota; Fungi; Ascomycota; Sordariomycetes; Amphisphaeriales; Apiosporaceae. The record is from RefSeq and is a predicted model, not a curated record. The transcript has a single exon. Bases 1 to 1884 code for a protein of 627 amino acids.